This is a messenger RNA of Paramecium sonneborni, 620 nucleotides long. The record is from the annotation of a GenBank genome assembly. NCBI's taxonomy places the organism in Eukaryota, Ciliophora, Oligohymenophorea, Peniculida, Parameciidae.
AUGAGAAUCGAAAAAAGAAGGUCUAUGGAAAGAAAUAAUUUUAAAUUAUUGGAGGUAAUUUAAUCAAUAUUUGUUUUAUAGCACAAUAUUUGUUUUAUAGCAAGGAUGAAAAUGGAGUACAAUAAGGAACAUGGAAGUAUACUUAUGAGGAUUAAGAGAUGUAUUUGAAUAGUAUAAUAAAUAGUGAGGAGGAGAAUAUAAUUUGUAAGGAUUGAGAUCGAAAAAUUGAUGGAUUUACGGAAGGAUUUUUGGCAUUUGUCACAAGUAACCUAUUAGGGAAACAUUGUAUAUGGGAAUUAUUAAUAUGAGAAGAUGUAAAAAUAUUUUGUAAUGGUCUUAUGGAAAAGGUGAUAGAAAAUAAGAUUGACAUAUGGGUUGAGUUGUCAAAUGAUUCAUCACAAACACUUUAAAUUAGGGAAUUUAAAAUGGUAAAAAAGUAAUUCGAUGGAAUAUUAUUAAUAUUUAUGGAGAAAAUAAUGGGAUGUAAAGUUAUUUUUAAUUUCAAUUUGUUUAGUGGUGGUGGAACAUUUGACUAUGGAGAUAGUGAGAUUAUGAUCGGACUUUGGAUUGAGCCAUCAAAUGGGUUCUUUGAUUAAUCUUAAAAUAACUUAAAAGGGUGA